Molecule: messenger RNA, 877 nt
Organism: Patiria miniata (bat star)
Lineage: Eukaryota; Metazoa; Echinodermata; Asteroidea; Valvatida; Asterinidae
Exons: 4
Coding region: 57-608 (183 amino acids)
Source: RefSeq, a predicted model, not a curated record
AUCAAGUUGAGUUGGUCUGUAAAUCCAGUCUUCUGCUGCCGUUAGAAAACCUGUAGAUGUUAGUUUUUUCCCCCUCAUCCAACAUGGCUGCGAUGUUGACAAUGUCAUUGAUGAGUUUGCUGCUCGCCCGCGGAGCGAGUGGUCGCGAUCGACGCAGUCCCUGGGUCGAUGGAGGCAGGGAUACGACCUACUCGCACCUGGGAUUUUAUGUCAGGAAUGUGAUGUGCAACACAGAUGGAACUCAAUGCUCGAACACCUACACAAUAAAUGAUGAGGGGCGAGAGAUUCAACAGAACUUCACCUAUAAGAAGAGUCCGUAUGAGUUGGUGUUUGAAUCUAGUGCGCACUUGGGCCACAUAGUAUUGGACAUGGAGCAAGGGAACCAGGAUCCGUUUCGCAUCUGUUUUGAAUACCAGUCCACCAUUCCCUUGACGAAUGGGGGCGUUCACAUUCACAAGAUGAGACGAUGUGUGGAGAACACCUUUGACGGGGUGGAUGUGCCGCCUGACUGCCUCCUGCCCAUCGCCGCGCAAAACGUGUACGUGAAGGAUGGGGACGAGGAAAUACGGGGAACGGAGGUGCUGUACUGCGCAGGCGUGAAUGAUUAAACCGUGAUUGGUUGAAAGAGAGAGAGAGAGUCAAGCUUCAGCCGCUUGAACGCGUUAUAUAGUUUCAUACUCUGCUUUUUCAUGUGAUCAAGAAUGGAUAGCCCACUGGCCAUUACCCAUCACCGUACAAACAACUGAAGCUAAGCGCUGGUUCCCAAUACCUCUAUUCAAAUGCUGUACGGAAACCAGUACAAAGGCCUAUCACUCCAAUCGAAUAAUACAAUAAACUAGAGAUGUCUUAACCUAAAAGGUGGGGGUUGGGGACCAUC